AUGGGGACGGAGGCGUUAACGGAAGUCCAGAGGAGAGAUGAUGGCAGACCUGGGAGGACUUCAAGAGCGGCACAUUUCUUGCGUCUGAGCUACGCAGAUGGCCAUAACAAAGCAGCGCUCCAGGAGGCGCUCUGGGCUGCGCGAUCAAACGCUCCCGCUGAGGUUGCUGCUGCAGAAGAUAAGGAUAAUUUCCCCUUCAGGCCUCGGAUCUCUGCUGAGUCACAAGUGCUGGCUGCUGCUGCUGCCGCAGCUGCUGCUGCAGCAAGACCAGCGGCAGAAGCAGCAGCUACAGGAAAUUGCAAUAGUGUUCACUUGCGGCUGUACUACCAAGGCCUUGAGGCGAAAAGAAAGAAGCAGCAACAGAAGCUUUUGCUGCUGCGCCAGCAGCAGCUGUUGCGAUCCCGUUUCAACACUUUAUCCAACAGCAGCAGCAGUAGUAGUAGUAGUAGCAGCAGCAGCAGGUCCUAUGGUCUCCUCAUAUCUCAGCAGCUUUAUGAAGAUGCGCUAAUUCGGAGGCGGAAGCACCAGCAGCAGUUGCUGCUGCUGCAGCAACAACAACGGCGCCUUAGCAGCUCAUCCAAGUUAACGCCAGCCUCCCUCAGGGUCUUCAAACACCGGCUGUCUAGGGAGCUAAAGCAGGCCUACGCCAGCCUUCAGCAGCAAAAUUCAGAAGCAGCUGCCCUCCCGGCCUCUUUGCUCCCUGACUGCUUGCAGCUGUUGGGAAUCUUCCAGCAUCAACAUCCACAGCAGCAACAGCAGCGAGAGCAGCUACCGGAGCAGCAGCAAAACAAUAAUCCACUUCUGAAGGCUAGGAAGUUGCUCAGCACUCAAGAAGCUGCAAGCAAAGAGCUCCGCCUUGUGAAGAGGCUGUGUAGCUUGCUGGACCCCGAGGGCUUGGGGAUGGUAUAUCGCGAACGACUAUUCCAGUUCCUUGCAGGUCUCAUAUCGGGCUGCAGCAGCAACGCUGAAGCCACCAGUUCGUGCGGUUGCGGCGAUUGUUGCUACCGUAGCAACAGUAGCCUCUUAAAGCAGCUACUGUGGAUGCUGCUGCGAUACCCGCAAUAUCCUUCUGAAGUAGCUGGUGUGCUGCUGGGGCGUACUUGGUCUCCCUCAAUAGCCGUUGGCUGCCUUAAUCUAUCCAGCCAUGUAACAGCACGGUUUUACACAGUGGAAACUGCGAUGUUAGUUAAGGUUUGGGGCCGAAGGCUGCAACACCAGCAACAUCGCGUCAAGGGUUGGUGGUCUGGGGGUUUAAGGGUUUACGGCUUAGUAGCUGCCGUAGGAGCCGUUGUCUUCAGAGCAGUCAUCACCACCGAUGGCGCAGCCCAAGGCCCGCUGCAGCUCCGCGGCAGGCGGCAACGGCAGGCAAGAAAAGAGAUCCUGCAGCAGCAGGUGCUGCAGCAGCAAGAACAGCGACAGCAGCAAGAACAUCGACGACGCGGGUGCCCGCGGCUCUACAAGCAUGUGGAGCUAUUGCCGACGGCAAACGGGGUAUCGCGACACGUGCAGUUAUUCGAGCUGGCGCACUACCAGCAGCAGCAGCACCGGCAGCAGCAGGAGCUCCGCCAGCAGCAGCAGCAACAAGAUGAUCUGCGGGAGUGCACCUUUAAGCCCAGCCUGUUGCCAUCUCACAAGUCCUCCCGGCGCCUGGGGCCAGGGACCUCUCCCCCUGAAGGUUUCGGGGCUGCAGUACAGCGACUCCGCCGUGGCGCUGCCGAUAGAGAUCGCCUCUUCAGGUUUUACCAGAACAGGCAAACCCUAACCCUAAUUCACAAAUCCCAACUGCCCGUGCUAGUGGAGACGCCCUCCCCUGCGCGCAAGGAAGAGGGCCCCUUCAGUUUCUCCGAAGGCCACUACAGCCUGCGUCUAGCCCCUGAAGUCUUCGGUGUUUCCGUCGAAGUGCAAAAGGGGCGGCUGGUGUAUUCCUUCUGCCGAUCCCAUGGCCUGCAUGCAGAGGAGCAGGAGUGGCUGAAUAGCAUAGUUUUGAAGGAGAUGGCCUCGCGGAAUCUCUUAACCCUUGUAGAUGAAGAGGGCAUUGGGGGGAGGCGACCGCAGGCCAUCGAGACGUUGCAGGGGUCUUCCAGGCCCCAGCAGCACGAGCGGUGGCUUCGACGGCUGUCGAAGGCCUCCAACGAGCCUCUUAAAGGCUCGAAAACACCAGGGAGUGCAGACGCUCCAUAUGUGCUGCCAAAGGGUUCCGAAGUAGAGGUGCACAGCUCGGAGGUUCAUGAAAGGCCGCUGCAGUCGCGGUCCCCGGGCACAGAAAUGCAGGAGAGAGGCACAUUGUACAGCUCUGUGGAACACUGGGGAAUACACCAGGAAACGUGCUCCCUCUUGGCAGGAAACAAUUCAUCUAUAGACCACGAGUACAAGCCCUUCGAGCACAACGACUUCUGGGACGUCCCCUUGCCAGCCUCCACUGACUUGCCGGGAAACAAGGCGAAAGGCACUCCUCCGUCGAUCUACUUACAGCCGCAACCUCAGCGGCAGCAGCAGCAAGAACUAUAUGGGGAACAAAAGUGCGAGACGAAACAGGGACUGCGGCAGCAGCAGCAACACCACCAAGAACAAUUCGAGCACCAACAGCCACAACAGCUGCCGACAGAUCUACCCCACGCGCUUCGUAAUGUCCUGUCCCCGGCAGCCAUUGCUGCUGCAGAAAAGACCCCACCGCAACGGCAGCAGCACCAGCAACUUGUGGAAAAGACAGGGGAGGAGGACGGAAAAAAGCAGAAGCAGCAGCGACUACAGGAAACGCCUAGCACCAAUGAAAACCGCAGCCUCCGUUGUCUGUCCAUCUUCCCUCCUGAGGCUGCGGAGGCCGUACGUGACUCCCCCAACAGCAGCAGCAACUGUAGGGAGGUGCUUCAGACCCCUUCCAGUGAUGAAUCAUGGGGAUGGCUCAGUCCUGUGGCAACAGAAAGAAACCCUUGA
This is a messenger RNA of Eimeria maxima, 2934 nucleotides long. RefSeq lists its product as hypothetical. Lineage: Eukaryota; Apicomplexa; Conoidasida; Eucoccidiorida; Eimeriidae. The record is from RefSeq and is a predicted model, not a curated record. The coding region runs from base 1 to 2934 and encodes 977 amino acids. The transcript has 11 exons.